This is a messenger RNA of Rhinichthys klamathensis goyatoka, 1769 nucleotides long. RefSeq names its product ATPase family AAA domain containing 1a (gene atad1a). The coding region runs from base 95 to 1237 and encodes 380 amino acids. NCBI's taxonomy places the organism in Eukaryota, Metazoa, Chordata, Actinopteri, Cypriniformes, Leuciscidae. The transcript has 10 exons. Gene Ontology annotation, molecular function: ATP binding; ATP hydrolysis activity. Gene Ontology annotation, cellular component: mitochondrial outer membrane. The record is from RefSeq and is a predicted model, not a curated record.
AGUCGACGGUCAAGGAUUACAGUGAUGCAGUAAAAUAUCAACACACCCAGUUUGUUCUUCUUGCCCAAUGGGCUGACAGCGGGGGCGGGCCAAGAUGUUGAGUGACAUUCCUCGGGACGCCCUUCUUCGCCCACUCACUCGGAAUGAGGUGGUGGGGAUGUUGGUGAGACUGACCAUUUUUGGAGCUGCAACAUAUUACAGCAUAAAAUGGGUGGUGGACGCUUUGGACCCAACACAAAAACAAAAAUCCCAAGCCAAGAAAAGGGCAGAGCAGUUGAUGAAGCAGAUAGGCGUAGAAGGAGUCAGUCUGACGGAGUAUGAGAUGAACAUCGCCACUCAUCUUGUUGAUCCUCGCAGCAUCAAAGUGACAUGGAGAGAUGUUGCUGGGCUAGAUGAGGUCAUCUCAGAGCUGCAAGACACUGUCAUUUUGCCUUUUCAGAAACGUCAUCUCUUCUGUGGUUCCAAACUCUUGCAACCUCCCAAAGGUGUACUAUUGUAUGGGCCACCGGGAUGUGGAAAGACUUUAAUUGCCAAAGCAACAGCGAAAGCAUCUGGAUGCCGCUUUAUUAAUCUACAGGCCUCCACUUUGACUGACAAGUGGUACGGCGAAUCGCAAAAGCUGACUGCUGCUGUAUUCUCAUUGGCGGUCAAGAUUCAGCCCUGCAUAAUUUUCAUUGAUGAAAUAGAUUCAUUCCUGAGGAAUCGUUCCAGUAUGGACCAUGAGGCCACCGCUAUGAUGAAGGCCCAGUUCAUGAGUCUGUGGGAUGGACUAGACACAGCACAAAACAGUCAGGUAAUGGUGAUGGGGGCUACUAACAGACCACAGGAUGUGGAUGCAGCAAUACUGCGCAGAAUGCCUACUGCCUUUCAUGUAGGCCUGCCUAAUGCAGCUCAAAGAGAAGAAAUCCUUAGACUAAUUCUGUCUGGUGAAAACUUAAGUAACGCGAUUAACCUGAAGGAAAUAGCGGGGCAAACCGAGGGCUACUCCGGCAGUGAUCUGAAAGAGCUGUGCAGGGACGCCGCCAUGUACCGCGUCAGAGACUAUGUCCGCAAACAGCAGAUGAAACAGAUCGCACAGCAGUUCCAGCUGGAUGAAGAGGAAGAGCAUUUGGACGGCACGCAGCUGAGGCCCGUGACUCAACUGGACCUGCUGUUUGGCCUAGAUAAGAUGAGAGAGUCCAAACAGGCCACAGUUACAGCUGACCCAACAAAUCUGAGAGAGGUGCCUCUGGACUGAAAACCUCUCGCUUUACACCUUCAUACACUCAUUUUCUCUCUCUCGCUUAUUUCUUUCUGCCUCAUUCUUUCUCUCCUUUUCAUAUUUCUGUUGCGUUUCAAACAUUACUACUUUGCACUAUAAUGAAUUUACAGUCACACACUCAAUACAACAACCAUGUUUAUGUGUUGUAACAAUAAUAAUAAUAGUAUACACGCAUACAUAAUAUUUCAGAUAUGAUUAUCUUUUGGGUGCAUAUUGUUUAGAAGCAGAUAUUGAACCACUUUUUGGAUUUGAGAGAGAAAUAAAAAAACAAUCUUUGCUAUGUCUAUAAAUGUUUUAGUAAUCAGGACCAGAUUUCCUGAAACACCAAGUGUAGUCUAACUGUCUUAUUAGGAUGCAUGAGUGUUAAAGUUAUACUGAAUGAUGCAUGUGUGAUCUUCGUUAACACCAAUUUAGCCAUGAUGAGAUGACUGUGUUAAUUUGAGCAAGGGGCAUGUCUGGGUCGUAUUUUAACCCAAAAUCAAAAGAAAAUAAAUUUGCAUAAGGAAAA